Messenger RNA from Hydra vulgaris (swiftwater hydra), 4661 nucleotides. RefSeq names its product kinesin-like protein KIF14. The record is from RefSeq and is a predicted model, not a curated record. Gene Ontology annotation, biological process: microtubule-based movement. Gene Ontology annotation, molecular function: microtubule binding; ATP binding; microtubule motor activity. Lineage: Eukaryota; Metazoa; Cnidaria; Hydrozoa; Anthoathecata; Hydridae.
AAAGUAAUAGUUAAUCAAAGGAUCAAUUAGUACAAUGUCAUCCUGGAAAAAAGACACAAAAUUAUUUGACUCAGAGCUUUUAAACAGCAGUAUCAACAAAAAUUACACCCAAACAGAAAAAAGCAAUACCCAUGCACGUGCUCUUUUUAAAGGUGAUAAAAGAUUGCUUGAUAAAGGUUUUAGUGGAACUAAAGUACUAGAAAUUAAAAAAGAAAAAGCAUCAACAAAAGUUUUAAAAAAAGAUACAAGGUAUGAAAGUGUUUAUAAAGAAAAAGGUAAAACAUCCUUUAAAGAUUCCAAUAAUAUUGGAAACUCAGUACUAGAAAGUAAAAAGAUAUGUUCUUUGUCAAACAAUCAUUCAAAUUCAAAUGGAUUGGUUAAUGCAGAACUUCCUGAAAAUAUUAUACAUGCUGAUGGUAAUGAUGACUCUUCAAUAUCUGUUGCUGUGAGAUUGCGUCCCUUUAACUCCAGUGAGAUUGUUUCUGGUCAUAAAAAUGCAAUUUCAAUGAAUGGAAAUACUACCAUAUUACACAGUGAAAAUGGUUACAAUUAUGAAUUUAACUUUGAUUAUUCACUUUGGUCUUUUGAUAGACAGAAUCAAUCAGCAUCUUAUGUAGAUCAAGAAGAGAUUUUUAACAAAAUUGCAAAACCUUUACUUAACUGGUCAUUAGAUGGAUAUAAUACAUGUCUUUUUGCAUACGGGCAGACUGGCUCGGGAAAAUCAUAUACGAUGAUGGGUUAUGAUCAAGAUGAAGGAAUUAUACCGCGUUUUUCUAACAGUUUAUUUCAAAUAAUAUCAAAUGGGCAACAACAGUGCUCAGAGAAAAAGUAUUCUGCACAAAUCAGUUUUUUUGAGAUAUACAAUGAGAAGAUCUUUGACUUGCUCUCAGUGAAUGAUACUAAGUCUCGUUUAUGUGUUCGAGAACAUCCAGACUAUGGUCCUUAUGUUCAAGGUUUGGCAUUACAUAAUGUUGGAUCUCAUAUGGAUAUUGUUGAUUGGUUAGAAGUGGGAAACAAAAAUCGAGCCACUGCUUCAACUGGAAUGAAUGAUAAAAGCAGUCGAUCUCAUUCUGUGUUUACAAUUCUUUUAUCUCAAGUUAAGACUGAAAAAUUUGAAGGCACUGAAACACAACUACAAAGAUCAAGUAAAGUCAAUCUGAUAGAUUUAGCUGGUAGUGAGCGCGUAACAAAGGUUUUAGAUACAGAUGCAGUAAGAAACUGUUUAGAGCUUGCUUCUGCUAGAAUGAAGGAAGGUAGCUGUAUAAACAAGUCUUUGCACACACUAGGAAAAGUGAUAUCUCUUCUCUCUGAAAUCAGUUCGAAAAAAAAAACAACAUUUAUUCCAUACAGGGACUCUGUUUUAACAUGGCUGCUAAAAGAAAGUCUUGGAGGCAAUGCUAAAACCACAAUGCUUGCUACAAUCGCCCCUUCACAAGUUUAUGCUUCUGAAACAUUAAAUACAUUAAGGUAUGCUCAACAAGCCAGAUGUAUUAUUAAUAAAGCAAAAAUUAAUGAAGACAGAACAUCUCAACUUAUAAGAGAGAUGAUGGCUGAAAUUAAACAUUUAAAAGCUUAUCAAAGAAGGUCAGGCUGUAACAGUCUGGAAAAAGAAGUUACAGAAUUACGACAGAAACUUAUGGAUGCUCAAAAAGAAUUAGCUACAGCUGCUCAAAAUUGGCAAGAAGAUGUUGCAAAGUCUAAUGUUCUUCAAAAAAGAGCUGCAAAAAGUUUAAGACAAUCUGGUGUUGCAUUUGGUAAAUUUGAAAAUCAGCGACCAAGUUUAGUUAAUUUAAACGAAGAUCCUCAGUUAGCUGAAAUACUUCUUUACCUAUUAAAAGAUGGGGAAACUUUAGUUGGUCGAAACAAAUCUAUGGAAGAAGGAAAUAUUAUAUUGAAUGGAAAUUUAGUUUCUGAUGUUCAUUGUGCAUUUUCCUUAAUUAAUGGCGUUGUUACUUUUGUACCAUUUGAUGACUGUGCAUCUUAUGUCAAUGGAGAAAUGGUGACUGAGGAAAUUGUUUUGCAUCAUGGCGAUAGAAUUGUGAUUGGUGGAGACCAUUUCUUUAGAUUUAAUCAUCCUAAAGAAGCCAAAACUAUCCAACGCUCAACAUCUGAUGGAGUAUUAAAAGAUUUCAAUUUUGCAAUGACUGAGUUAUUAGAAAAACAAAAUCAAAGACUUGAGGAUGAAAUUGAACAAGCUAGACUUGCUGCUGAAGAACUUGCUUUGAAAAAGAUCAAGGAGGCUGAGAUUAAAGCUGAGAUGCAGAAACAUCAUUAUGAGGAAAAACUUUUUAUACUACAAAAAAAAUUAGAAGCAAGCAAUGAAGAAAAAUACCAAGCAGUUCAAGAAGAACAAAACUCGAGAGAGAUUAUUACAGAGUUAAAAUCACAAAAAGAGUAUUUAGAAGAACAAAUUGCUUCAAACAGAGAAAGAUUACAAAUGGAAGCAUUUCGAGCUAGACAGGUGUUUGAAGAAACAGAAUCAAAUCAAAAAAAAAUUAUAGAAGAAUUGGAAAUGCAAAAAAAAAAAAUUGAAGAUGAUAUCAACAAACUAAAACUAUCAAAGGAAAAAGUGAAAGUUCGUUCAUCAAUAUCAAGCUCUGGAAAUGAAAAUGGGAACUGUGAUUUAUUAAAAAUUUCUCUUCUGUUAAGAGAAGCUAAUGAACUUAGUAAACGCUUUAAACAACAUUAUAGUUUUUCUCGAGAUGACUUUUGCUUGGAUGGAGAGGUACAGCUUCAAAUUUGCGUUAAAGAUACAAAUAAAUGUCUGACAGCUUUGAUGACGUUGGAAGAAUUUAAUGAAGAGCUUUCUAUCAUGAGAGAACUUAAUAAUUUUGAUGAAGGCUUUCUCCACAAUAGAAAUUUGGUUUGGAAAAAAGAUAACUCAUCUCUAAAAAGAUUGCCAAGGCUUUCAAUUUCAAAUGAUGUUUCUGAUAAUCUUAUUCAAACAUUAAAUAAAUCCAUGGAAAUGUCUGCUAAAAAGUUCGAUGAGUUAUUGUCAAUACAAACAUCUAAAACAGAUGUUAAUUUGCAAGAUACUACUGACAAUGAAUUACUUAAGAUGUAUGCAUCACACACUUAUUUGGAGUCUAGUAGAUUAUCAUCAGUUCAUGUAUAUAAUAAAAAUUCAAAAACAGAAGAUUCAAACUGUAACAACUCAACACUCAGAGUUAGUUUCAUUGAUUCAUUGUUGGAUGAAACUGGGAUCAAAGAAGAAGUUUCAAUCAUUUCAAGUCUUAUUCAAUGCAUCUUUAAAAUAUAUAUUGACUACAAUACCCAAUAUAUUGAUGACACUAGUUUGUUGAAUAUAAUAUGCAGUAUUAAAGGGUUAAAAAUGUCAGCGUCUAUAUUGUGCUCUGUGCAUGAAGCUGUAGGACUUGAUGAAUUAAAAAAAAUGUCCCGGCUAUUUAAGAAACUGGUAGAAGAUACAACAACAUGUUUUAAGACUCAGGUUUCGGCAACGACUCUAGCAAGCUCAUGGAAAAAACAAGAUUUCAAUAAGCUUGUUAUGCAGAUGGUUGAAGUGUUAGCUGCUUUGUCGUUGGCAGCUGUUGAUCAUUUUCCUGAAGAUAAUCAUCAUUCGUACUUUGCCGAUGGAUCUUCUAAAAAUUUGAGUAAACAUUUUCUUGAAUAUCAAAAUAAAUUUCUUAUAUCCAUGUUCAACGAAGCAGAAACUACUGUAGAAAAUGGCAUUAAAGAAAUACGAUCUUUACAGAUAAAUGCGUCCCACGAGAUGUCUGAUGAUCUUGUUGACGAUGUUAUGAACAUCUUGACCUCGUGCACAACUCUCUUAAAUAGGGGUAAAGACUUCAUGAUGGUUUAUGCUGAUGUUUGCGUUUUGAACAAUGGCUUGUAUUUUGCUAAAGAAUGUUUUAUUCUUCGGAAGAUGCUUGCAUCAUUAGUGGAUUUAAAUGAAAAUAUUCACAAUAUAGUUGAACAUUCUGCAAGUAUAGCUAAAGACAUUGACAAUCUAGAAGAAUUUAUUGAGAUACCUAUCGAGUUAGCAGACACUAUAAAGUGUCUUUGUGGUGCUGCUGAACAACUAACAACGUUUUCCUCAUCAACGAAGCAUCAUGAUGAAGAGAUAAUAACACUUUUUCAAGAUUGUUUUGAUAAGUUUGAGUUUGCAAGUAAAGCUGUGCGAGUUGGAGCUACUAUACUUGUUCAGGAAAUAGAAAAAGACAUAAAUAUUAGCGAAGAACAAUCGGUAGUUUCGUUUGUGCAAUCCGAUGUUGAAUUAAAAAGAAAUCAAUCAUUGUGUCCAUUAAACAGAUCACGUAUAGAUAUGAGUCAAGUUGAAACGAAGCUUCAAAGUAAGUUGAGGUGGGAUCGAAAAUCUUCUGUUAAUCGUGACUUGUUUAUAAGCAGAUAUAUGGAUUCGAAUGACGAAUAUGGGUUCGAAUAACGAAUUCAUAUUUAAGUAACUAUUUUUUUGCUACUAAUCUUUUGUGUUCGGUUUCAUAACAAAAUCAAAGUGUUUUAUUUUAAAUUUUCUAUAUAUUACCAAAAAUUUUUACAGCAGCAUGAGACAAGUUUUGUUCAACAGAACGCAUUGAACACGUUUUAUUUAACAGAGCAGCAUUAGACUUGUUAAUAUUGUUCAUAUUUGUAUAGUUUUUUAUGUGAUGUAAAACAAAAUGUAAUUUAUUAUCAUCCUAAUAAUA